UCGCGCUGCGGCGGCAGUUGGUGGAGCUACUGCUGCCGCCCGGCCCGGCGCCGGGAGGUGGCUGCGGACACUUCCUGCCUGCCCUCACCGCCCCCGGAGGGUUUUUUUUGUUGCUGUUGUUUUGGUUUUUCUCCCGAAAGAACACCAAAUUGCAUGUACUUCUGGUGUUGCUAGUGCUCUUGCUUAAAUUCCAUCUUAUAUCUACCUCGUUUUUCUUCAACUUUGUAUCCUUCCUGCUCUGUAAGCUUUGGCAUUGUUCGCCUUUGAGGUUGACUUCCUUUUCCUUUCUGCUCUUCCUUUUAUGUUUUACUUCUAAAGUGCCACCUUUUGAUCUAGCAGUGCUCUACAGUGUUCAUCUUGAAAUCAGAGAUGCCACUCAGUGUUAGGCAGCCCAGGACCUGAACAGGAGUAGAGGUGUUAAUUAGUAACAAAAGUGUAUGCUGUUCUUUCUUUCCGCUUUAUCUGUGGUGGUGGACAUCAUGGGAGCAAGAAAAAGCAAUUAGCGGCAACAAGAUAAGCAGUUCACACCUAACAGUGUACUCGCAGGAAGCACCAAGUGUCUCAAUCCAAAGGAGGAUACGAGAGUGGAGUAGACGCAUAAGAGGUGAAAAUGGCUGAAGCUGGGAAUGACAACUAUUUCUAUUUUUAUUCUCCCUACGCACAGCAGAAGUACAGCAGCAUCUCAUGUUUCUGGGAAACACAGCCAUUAGGCUGUGUGAGGAUCAGUUGUGUCUUCCAUCACAGCAAACCUCGUAAUAUAAAUGGACUUUUUCUGCCUCCUAGUAACAAUGUCGCAUUGCAGGAGGAGGUCCAAGAAGGGAUUCUGAAUCCAGCCUGUGGUCAAGAAUUAUUCAGAAGUCAGGAGAAUAUUUUAAGACCAAUUCAUCCUCCACUGAUUAUAAACAUCAACCACCAAGAGGAUGAAGAGGAGGAUGAAGAGGAUGUUGAAGACAAAGAGAACAAUGAUUUUAAUUUGUUGGCUAAGACUGCUUCAGACCUUGAAGAGGAAAGAGCAAUAAAGGAAAUGUGCUAUAAAUCUGGAGAGUAUUAUAGGAUUCAGUACCCUCAGGAACACCAAUCAACAAAAAUCGUAUCUUCGUCUCUAGAAAAUGAGUUAUUGCCCUUGGAAGCUAUCAAGCAGGAUUUGCAGAAAGGUGAUGGUAAUACAAAUCCUACAAACUUUAAUAAUAUGAAAAGAAAGGGAGAGACUUCAGGAAGGAGAGUGUCAGUAGAGGGUAUUAACAGAACAGAUCAUAGAUCCUUUGAAAAUGGAGGAGGUGAUUGUUUUGUGGCACAGAGAAACAUAUUUGUUGAAGGGAAAAGAAAUGAGGCACUACCUUUAGAAAAAGCACCAAUUGCAUCAGAGUAUUCAAAUGUAAAAGCAACAAGCCGCUCUGAAUUGGUAAAGAAGCAUCAUUUUAAGGGAGUAAAGAAAAAGAAAUGGAUUUCUGAGGAGCCGAGAAACUUAUCUAAUCCAGUAACAGGCAAAGAAAAUCACACUUCAAACCCAAAAGUUAAACCAAGUUACCAACAAAGUGAUAAAAGAAAGGAUGAUGAAACUGCGUCUUCUAUUAUUUCUGCGAGACAAGCUGGAAGAAACACUUAUUUCAAUUCUUCAGAACCUCGAAGAUCAGCAUAUGUGUUCUACCGUAAUGUUACAGAUGUCCAAGAACCAAAGUUUAAUGGAUCUAUGGACAAAUAUACUUCAGGAUCUUGUAAUGCACCAACUUGGAGGAAAAGAAAUCCACAUGCAAAGACAUUCUCUAAGUUUAAAACAACCAUUCAGAGCCAAGAAGAAAUGGAAAUGAAUAUAAAAGGAGAAAGAUUUGUAAACAGGAGAAAGAUAUGAAGCCAAUACUUCAACUUACAAGAAAAAUUUAAAUUAAAAGAAGGAAAUUAACAAGUACUGCCCAACUGGACAUCAAAAGAUGAUAAAAUUGCAAAUCUCAAAAAUAAUCUGCAGGAAGUACACUUUAACAUUUUAUCAAAAGUGAUAAAAAUGCUAAUUAAAAAUGUAUGUUCUGUAUGUGCAUUAUAUAGGUCUUCAAUCUAUUCAUGAAGUUUAAUCUGUUGCUAAAAUUUAACGGUUGAAAUGAUUUAUUACAGGCUAUGGCUGUACACUUCAAGACUGAUAGCAAAAGAUGUCUGUAGAGGGGGAAAAUCCUUAAACAGAGUAUUCCCCCAUUUUGUUUGACAGAUACUUUAAUGAAAAAUUACUAAUACGAAUUAAUAUUAUUAGUUGCACUUGGCAGAUUCAGAAGACUUUGAAUUUAAACAGUAAUAUUAAUGCAUUCUAUAAAAUGGCUGUUUUGGUGUGAAAGACAGAUUUGUAGACGAUGUAAUUGUUUUCCAGAUGUUUGAGGUCUCAGUCUGAGUUUGAUCUUGAUAUUUUGACAUUUUAGUAGGGCAACAGAACUGUUAUAAACUAAAUGAACUUCACAACAAAACAAGAAUUAACAGAAAUAUGUUUUUCCACACAUUUUAAACAAAAGUAUAAGACUGGAUAAAGACAGAGAGGAAGACUGACAAGAAGACUACAACAUCACUUCCUGAAAAAAUAAACUAUAUAAAUGCUUUUAAAGUGAACAGUGACAACGUACGAAUAUUUCUCUAGAGAGCACAGAUUUGUUUUUAAAUCUUUUCUGCAUUUCCAUAAUCUUUAUUUUUUAUUUCUUCUGUGAGACAGAUCGAUUUGGUUUCUUUCCUGUAAUUGGAGAGAAUGGGUUUUGAUCACCUUUAUUCUAGGAUUGGAUCAAUAUAUCAAACAGUAAACAGCACUGUGUAAAAAUAGAAUAACUGACACACCAGAAGGCAGGUGUAAGCAGGAAAUGGAGCCAGAAGGAGGAACUUCAGAAGAUGAAAAGGUAAAAAAUGCACUCAAAAGUUCGAAAUAGCUUUCUGGAAAACUGAAAAUUAUGUAAUUGUGGACCAUGUAACUGAAAGAAACAUGUUUCAAAGAUUCCCUCCGGAGAGUUAAGAAAAAGAGGGGCAAGGCAAAGGAUUCUGUCUUCCAUGAAAUACUGGUCAGUAGCCAAUGUGUGCAACUAUUGUACCUAAUGCUAAAUUACUACAUAUAUGUGAAUUUAUAUCUUUGUCUCAAACUUUUUUCCAUUUUUUUUGCAUUUACUUAACCUUUGGUCAUUCUUAAAACAUACUCAGUUUUGGAGGAGAGCCCUUCGAACAUUUUUUUGGAGCACUGUGAUCCAGUAAUUACCUCAGUGGCACCCAUGGCUAUGAAUAUAAAAGCACUUUGCUUCUUUGUGACUGUUUAGAACAUAAAAUUGUAUCAGAUGCUUUCCAGGGUGCCUUCUAGCUGAAACUGUUCUAUCAUUCUAUGAGAAAUAUCAUCAUACAUUUCUCAGUCCUACUUUACUGAGAAUAUCUUGCAAAAAAAUAGGCUGGUAA
Messenger RNA from Cygnus olor (mute swan), 3405 nucleotides. It is a transcript of the gene ZC3H11D, whose product is annotated as chromosome 1 C12orf50 homolog. NCBI's taxonomy places the organism in Eukaryota, Metazoa, Chordata, Aves, Anseriformes, Anatidae. The transcript has 13 exons. The coding region runs from base 611 to 1849 and encodes 412 amino acids. The record is from RefSeq and is a predicted model, not a curated record.